AUGUCAACUUUCAACUCUUUGAUGUCUUCUGAUGAGGAUCCGGAUAUUGGGGAAAGCAGCAUGCAUUUGUUCCUUGAGUCAUCACAGACUUCAGAAGUCCCUGAGCAAGGAAGAAGCCCAAGUCCAGCACAGAUAUGGAGGCCCCAUUUUGAGAGUCCAGGUAUAGCAAAUAGCCCAGUCACAGUUUCAUCAGGUGCUUGUGGAGGGCCACUAGAUACUCCUCGCUCGUAUACCCGACAAACCAGUACCCAUUUACUGGGUAGAGUGCAACAAGAAAACACUUCACGUAUAUCCAGCUCGUGUAUUAAGACACUUGAGAAGUUAUUUGACAAUCAAAGGACAUUUCUCCAAGAACAGUUUGUCAAACAAAAUGCUCUUGUUGGAGAAUGCCUUUCCAUGUUAAAAACUUUGGAAAAAAGACCAGAAAAUGGAAAGCAGCUGAAUAAAAGUAAAAAUGAGAUUCACGUGCCUGCAUAUAUAAAGCAAUCUGUACGUGACGGAUUUAAACAUAAUAAGAGAGCAAAUGGGUUAAAGUGA
This is a messenger RNA of Mytilus trossulus (common blue mussel), 537 nucleotides long. RefSeq lists its product as uncharacterized. NCBI's taxonomy places the organism in Eukaryota, Metazoa, Mollusca, Bivalvia, Mytilida, Mytilidae. Bases 1 to 537 code for a protein of 178 amino acids. The record is from RefSeq and is a predicted model, not a curated record. The transcript is spliced from 3 exons.